CUCUCUUCGCUCAAUCGAUUCCUCGUAAAGAUGGCCGCCUUACUACUUCUCCCACACUCCCCGCUCUAUAUACGAAGCCCACCUCUCCCUUCUCUCCUCCUCUCCGUCGGACCCAGCCAAGCGAGAGCAAAGAGGCAUGCCGCUCGAGAACUGCUUCCCUCGCCUCCCCCGUGUGGGGGCCAAGAAGGCGGCCAGGGAGCUUCGGGACAAGAGGAAGUACAGCGAACUCUCCAUCCACUCCGAGUUCGCCGUCCCCUGCACCCCUCGCCCAUCGACAUCCAUACCCACGUCUAGGAAAGCUGCUCCGGCACAGACCGCCGCCGCCUCCAAGGAUGAGGACUCCCCCGUCGAUGACCCGCGGAUGUGCGCGGCGUACACCUCCGAUAUCUAUCGGCACCUCAGAUCGAUGGAGGUGGAGGCGAAGCGGAGGCCGUCGGCGAACUACAUGGACGCUAUUCAGAGAGAAGUGACGGCUGACAUGAGGGGGAUUCUGGUGGAUUGGCUGGUGCAGGUGGCUGAGGAAUACAAACUGCUCCCCAACACGCUUUACCUCGCCGUCUCGUACAUCGACCUGUUCCUUUCCUCCAAAGCGAUCAGGACGCAGCGGCUGCAGCUCCUCGGGGUCUCCUCCAUGUUCGUUGCUGCGUAUGUUCUGAUGUGCUUUGUUUUGGCUAAAGAUGAUUCCUUUUCUCCUCGAACGAUCCCUCUGUUGAUGAAUGUUUUCGGAUGCAGGAAGUACGAAGAGAUAUACCAUCCAAGUAUCGAAAAUUUCUGUGAUAUCACGGCUAAUGCUUACAACCAGCAGGAGAUGAAGAAGAUGGAGAGGGACAUCCUCAAGUGUCUCGAGUUUGAGAUGGGCAGUCCCACCAUCAAGACAUUCCUGAGGCGAUUCACGGAGGCUGGUCAUGAAGAUGGCAAAAAUUGGGGUGCGCAACUGGAGUUUCUGGCAAGCUACCUUGCGGAGUUGAGCUUGGUAGACUAUGGCUGCGUGCAGUUCUUGCCGUCGGUGAUCGCUGCUUCAGCUGUAUUCGUUGCGAGAUUCACACUGAAUCCAAAGAGUCAUCCAUGGAACAGGAAACUGGAACAGUGUACCGAGUACAAAGCGAGUGACCUGAAGGACUGCGUCCAUGCCAUACACGACCUGCAGUGGAAGAAGAGAGCAGUGUCUUUGGUGGGCAUCAGCGAAAAGUACAAGCAAAACAAGUUCCAUGGCGUGUCGAUGUUGCUUUCUCACGCUGAGAUUCCUGCAAUUUACACCCGAAGUAAUUGUUGUGGAUUUCGGAAUCUGCUGUUGACCACCAAGUUGUAGCCAUCUUAACUUGUGUUGUGACCUGUAGAAGAUGAUGAUGCAGUUGAAACCUACCGAAAGACGCGCAGAUUCUCAUGUAAUUAUUCUUUCUUUUAUUUCCGUACAUCAUUUAUGGCUGUAUGCAAAUGAUUUGUAUGAUUGAAAGAUAAGUUGAUUGAUUUUGAC
Molecule: messenger RNA, 1474 nt
Organism: Musa acuminata AAA Group (dessert banana)
Lineage: Eukaryota; Viridiplantae; Streptophyta; Magnoliopsida; Zingiberales; Musaceae
Product: cyclin-A3-1-like
Exons: 7
Coding region: 137-1309 (390 amino acids)
Biological process (GO): mitotic cell cycle phase transition; regulation of cyclin-dependent protein serine/threonine kinase activity
Cellular component (GO): cyclin-dependent protein kinase holoenzyme complex; nucleus; cytoplasm
Molecular function (GO): cyclin-dependent protein serine/threonine kinase regulator activity
Source: RefSeq, a predicted model, not a curated record